Apis florea (little honeybee) is the source of this 2177-nucleotide messenger RNA. RefSeq names its product adaptor protein complex 2, mu subunit (gene AP-2mu). Gene Ontology annotation, biological process: intracellular protein transport; vesicle-mediated transport. Gene Ontology annotation, cellular component: clathrin adaptor complex. NCBI's taxonomy places the organism in Eukaryota, Metazoa, Arthropoda, Insecta, Hymenoptera, Apidae. The record is from RefSeq and is a predicted model, not a curated record.
AUAUAUCUGAAACACGUAGUAUAAAGAAGUGGGUGUUGCUUUCGUCAUUUGAUAGUUCGCACUUGUAUCAGAAGGUUGGUACUGUUACUGUACGUUUCGGAGGCUGAUACAAAUUAGCAUCUCUUAUUUUAUUAAACGCACUAGAAGUCAUGCGUUGAUUGUAAUUGAAGUAAUAAAAGGUACCCUCUGUCAAGAUGAUAGGGGGUUUAUUUGUGUAUAAUCAUAAAGGAGAAGUUCUUAUCUCCAGAGUAUAUAGAGAUGACAUUGGACGAAAUGCAGUUGAUGCAUUUCGUGUUAAUGUUAUCCAUGCCAGACAACAAGUACGCUCUCCUGUUACUAACAUUGCCAGAACAUCAUUCUUUCAUAUAAAACGGGCUAAUAUUUGGUUGGCUGCUGUUACCAAACAAAAUGUUAAUGCUGCAAUGGUUUUUGAAUUUUUAUUAAAAAUCAUUGAUGUUAUGCAAUCAUACUUUGGUAAGAUUUCUGAGGAAAAUAUCAAGAACAACUUUGUGUUAAUUUAUGAAUUAUUGGAUGAAAUUUUGGAUUUUGGAUAUCCUCAGAACUGUGACACUGGAGUAUUAAAAACGUUUAUUACCCAACAAGGUGUUAAAUCAGCAACAAAGGAAGAACAAGCUCAAAUAACUUCACAAGUAACUGGUCAAAUUGGAUGGAGAAGAGAGGGUAUUAAAUAUAGACGGAAUGAAUUAUUCCUUGAUGUACUUGAAUAUGUGAAUCUUUUAAUGAGUCCUCAAGGACAAGUGUUAAGUGCACAUGUUGCUGGGAAGGUUGUGAUGAAAUCUUAUUUAUCUGGAAUGCCAGAAUGUAAGUUUGGAAUCAAUGAUAAAAUUGUUAUGGAAGCUAAAGGUAUGAAAGGUGGAAGCGGUUUGGGAGGUGGUGGUGAUGAUCCUACAGGUGCUAGAUCUGGAAAACCUGUGGUUGUAAUUGAUGAUUGUCAAUUUCAUCAAUGUGUCAAGCUUAGUAAAUUUGAGACAGAGCAUGCCAUAAGUUUCAUACCUCCUGAUGGGGAAUUUGAGUUGAUGAGAUACCGUACCACUAAGGAUAUAUCAUUGCCAUUUCGCGUUAUUCCAUUAGUACGAGAAGUAGGACGUACAAAAAUGGAAGUGAAGGCAGUACUAAAAUCAAACUUUAAACCUUCUUUGUUGGGACAGAAGAUUGAAGUUAGAGUACCUACUCCUUUAAAUACUGCUGGAGUACAAUUAAUUUGUUUAAAAGGGAAAGCAAAGUAUAAAGCAUCUGAAAAUGCUAUUGUAUGGAAAAUUAAGCGUAUGGCUGGUAUGAAAGAAACUCAGCUAUCGGCUGAAAUUGAUUUACUUGAAACUGAUACGAAGAAAAGAUGGACCCGACCACCAAUAUCUAUGAAUUUCGAAGUACCAUUUGCACCUUCUGGAUUCAAAGUUCGUUAUUUAAAAGUAUUUGAAUCCAAAUUAAAUUAUUCUGAUCAUGAUGUUAUAAAAUGGGUGAGAUAUAUAGGCAGAAGUGGUCUAUAUGAAACACGAUGUUAAUGUAUCAUCGCAUUAAUUGUAAAUGAAUAAUCUCAAGGCAUAAAUACGAUUUUCUCAAAAUCAUCUCUUUAAAGCGCAUAUUUAUAAAACAGUUUUCUGAAAUAUUCAGAUUAACUGAUAUAUGAAUUAAAAAAAAAGAAAAAGAUAGAUACCAAGAGGGGAAAAUCUUUGUGCCAAUGUUUUUUUGUAAUCUGAUUUUUUCAUGUACAUAUUAUAUUUUAUUGUAAUAUGAGUGAGUUCUUUUUAAGAACCUUUUGUACAACAUUUUAUUCUAUCUGAGUUUUAGUAAAAUUCCUACUUAUGUGAAAAUUAAUAUUUGUCAUUUUCAUCGAAUUGUAAAUUUUAAUCUUGAAUGUAAGUGUAUUACAUCAUAUCUCAUUAUACAUUAAUUGUAUUUUUUAUUCUUUUUAUGAUGAAUAAGAAAAUAUGACUAAGUUAUGAAAUAAGAAAAUUCAUGACCUCUUUGGUAUCAUUAUAACAAAGAAAUUUAAACAUCGCAAUAUUUAAAAUGCGCUCAAGAAGUUUAGAUUAUUGAAAAUAUUUGUUGUCAUUUAUGAAAAUGAAUAGAGAAUAUCUUGAUUCAUUGUAAAGGAAUGAUUUUGUCUCUCUAUGUUAAAAUUCAUAUGCAUAAUAAAGUAUGUAUGUAAUUUAAAA